This is a messenger RNA of Selaginella moellendorffii, 1364 nucleotides long. RefSeq names its product glycosyltransferase family 64 protein C4. The record is from RefSeq and is a predicted model, not a curated record. NCBI's taxonomy places the organism in Eukaryota, Viridiplantae, Streptophyta, Lycopodiopsida, Selaginellales, Selaginellaceae. Gene Ontology annotation, molecular function: glycosyltransferase activity. Gene Ontology annotation, cellular component: membrane.
GAUUCUCCCGUUGGCCCGGGAGAUUCUGGCGGAGCGCUGCUGGAUCGAUCUAGGGUAUGGCAUUGCGAGCUCCAGGGCUGUCGCGGUCGCUAUGAGGCGAGGCGGCGCUUGAAUCGUCGAUCUCUGAGGGUUUCUUGGCUCGAAUGAAGGGGCAGAGGGAUCAGCAUCGGUUGCUGCUCCAGCGAUGGCGGAUUUUCUUCUCCGGCCACUCGUCGUAUCACAUCAAGCUGCUUGUGCUCGUCGCGAUUCUCUUGUCCACGGCGCUGCUCGCGCGCCGGGCGUCUUCUUUGAUGGGAUGGAGGCACGGAACGACAGAGUGUCAAGAUCGCAUGAGGCGGCGCUACACGGUGCUCAUCAACACCUGGAAGAGGAACGAUUUGCUCAAGAAAUCGGUAGCGCACUACUCGACUUGCAAGGGGAUUGACGCGUUUCGAGUUGUGUGGAGCGAGCCGGAGAUGCCCAGCAGCGAGCUGCAUUUGGCUCUGCUGGAUUCCAUCGCCAAGAACCGCCGGAGCUCCCGAGCUCCAGAGCUCCACUUUGACAUCAACCGGGAAGACAAUCUCAACAACAGGUUUAAACCGAUUAAAGGCCUCACCACCGACGCCGUCUUCUCCGUGGACGAUGACGUCCUUGUUUCUUGCGGCACCAUGGCGUUUGCUUUCAUUUGGCUCAGUGCUCGAGACACCAUGGUCGGCUUUGUUCCACGAAUGCACUGGGUACAAUCCAAGAGCCAAAAUCCAGCGCAAACUACUUACAAGUAUGGAGGGUGGUGGACUGUUUGGUGGACUGGAUCAUACAGCAUGGUUCUUUCCAAGGUCGCGUUCUUUCACAAAAAGUAUCUGGAGCUUUACACGCACCAGAUGCCUCGGAUCAUCCGUAACUACGUCGCCAACGAGAGGAACUGCGAAGACAUUGCGAUGUCUUUUCUCGUGGCAAACGCAACGGGUGGUCCUCCAAUUUGGGUGAAAGGCCGCGUUGUGGAGAUUGGUUCUUCUGGAAUCAGCAGCUUGACGGAUCACAACCACAAAAGAUCAAGAUGCCUCAACUAUUUCACGACACUCUUUGGCGGCAUGCCGCUCGUUGCAACCAGUGUCAAGGCCGUGAACUCCAAACGCGAAUGGUCUUGGUAAAAUGCUGUUAUAGUGUUCUUUGUUUCGAUCUUCGACUUAGAAUCUAAGCAGUGUCCUAGAUGGUAUUCUUGCAGAGCUUGUAUUCCUUAAAUUUUCUGAGAGAAAAUUGUAGGAUUUACAUAGAAGAACAUAGAUAGUUUAGAAUUUUAUAUGAUACAAGUACUUGCCCAGCAAAUGCUGGGUGGUUUACAAAGAGGUGGACGCACCAGAAAUAUGUUUCUUACCUGAACUCAA